This is a messenger RNA of Suillus clintonianus, 693 nucleotides long. RefSeq lists its product as uncharacterized. Lineage: Eukaryota; Fungi; Basidiomycota; Agaricomycetes; Boletales; Suillaceae. The record is from RefSeq and is a predicted model, not a curated record. Bases 1 to 693 code for a protein of 230 amino acids. The transcript is spliced from 4 exons.
AUGUUAACACACCUGAUGAAUGCUACUGAUUCCAGCAGCGUUGCCGCUCCUUCGUUCUUUCAAGUCGCGGUAUUCAACGCAUACGUCAUUGUUGGACCAGUGGUGUUGGGUGCGCUUAUCGACGCCUGCCUCUUCGGUUGUCUCAUCAUCCAGACCUAUGUAUAUUAUGCGAAUUUCGCCAACGAUCAUCGAGCGAUAAAGCUCACGGUAGCAGCAGUCUUCGCAACGCAAAUUGCCCAUGUGAUCUGUGUGUCGGCGACGCUGUGGUACAUUGCUGUCAGCGCAUACGACGACUCUUUAAAACUCCAGACACUCCCUUUAGGAGCAGACGCAACCAUCCUCUUCACCGGAAUUACAGGGGCGCUCGUUGAAUCGUACUUCGCAUUUCGACUUUGGAAGCUUUCGAAAAGACUUCCUCUUGUCAUUCUCUCGCUCGUACUGUGUGCAGUAGCUCAGGUUAUUUCGAUUGUGGUCACAGCGAAAGCUGUCAACAUGACAAGUGUUGCAGCAUUCGAAAUCGAUCAAAACGUGUUGAUCACGCUUUCGCUCACUUCGCGCGUGCUCUGUGACCUGAUACUCACCCUGUCCAUUGCGUGGUACGUGAGGAAGCAGCGGUCAGGAUUUGCAAGGCAAGCUACGUUUCUUCCAAUUCGUUCCGUUGUGACAAUUUUGCAGGACGACGAGCAUGAUUGA